AUGGUUCGAACCACCGAUGACCUGCACUUCCACCUCGGGUCCCACGCGGAGGAUGUGCUGUCGGGCCUGCUGCAGCUCCGUGCACAGCCCAAACUUGCCGAUGUCACGCUGCUGGUGGGCGGCCGGGAGCUGCCGUGCCACCGUGGCAUCCUGGCGCUCAGCAGCCCCUACUUCCACGCCAUGUUCACGGGCGACUUUGCUGAGAGCUUCUCGGCACGAGUGGAGCUGCAGGAUGUAGAGGCGGCCGCUGUGGCACAGCUGGUGGACUUCGCGUACACGGGCCGGCUGACAGUGACACAGGCCAACGUGGAGGAGCUGACCCGCAUGGCCGCACGGCUGCACUUCCCAGCUGUGCAGGAGGUGUGCGGCCGCUACCUGCAGCAACAGCUGGACGCUGCCAACUGCCUGGGAAUCUGGGAGUUCGGUGAGCAGCAGGGCCUGCCAGGGGUGGCCGCCAAGGCCCGGGCCUUCCUACAGGAGAACUUCGAGGCCGUGGCCGGGGAGGAUGAGUUCCUGCAGUUGUCAGCAGACCGCCUGGCCACUUGCUUGACUAGCGACCUGCUGCAGGCACAGCCGGAGCAGAGCAGGCUAGGGGCAAUGCUGCGCUGGGUGCGCCAUGAUUCGCAGGCCCGUGCCCACCACCUGCCCCAGCUACUCAGCCUUGUGCCACUGGAUGCGCUGUCUGGGCCCUGCGUGCAGCAGCUUCUGGCCACGGAGCCGCUGAUCCAAGCAUCGGAGGCCUGCCAGGCUGCUCUGUCACAGGGCUGCAAUGGGGAACUGCUGGCACCCUCACAGAAACUGGAGGAGGUCCUGGUGGUGGUGGGUGGCCGUGCACUGGAGGAGGAGGAGGAGGAGGGUGCCCGGGACCCAGCCCCUCACCUUGGCAACUUCGCCUUCUACUACACCAAGACCAAGAGCUGGCUGGCACUCCCCGACUUCCCUGAUUAUCACAAGUGGGGCUUCUCCGUGGCAGCACUCAACAACCAGGUCUACGUGACAGGAGGGUCCCGUGGUAGCCGCAAUGACACCUGGUCCAGCAAGGAAGCCUGGUGCUUCCCACUACAGGAGGGAGUGUGGAAACCGGCAGCACCGAUGCUGAAGGCCCGCACCAACCAUGCCAGUGCUGCACUCAAUGGAGAGAUCUACGCCAUCGGGGGUACCACCCUGGAUGUGGUGGAGGUGGAGCGCUAUGACCCCUACACCGAUGCAUGGACUCUUGUCAGCCCGGCUCUCAAGUAUGUCAGCAACUUCUCUGCAGCUGGCUGCCAGGGCCGGCUCUACCUGGUGGGCUCCAGCGCCUGCAAGUACAAUGCACUGGCCCUGCAAAGCUAUCACCCUAUCACAGAUGCCUGGAGUGUGAUCUCCUCACCCUUUCUGCCCAAGUACCUGUCUUCACCGCGCUGUGCUGCACUGCAGGGUGCCCUCUACCUGGUUGGAGACAACACCAAGAAGGUCUACGUGUAUGAUCCUGGGGCCAACCUGUGGCAGAAGGUGCAGCCCCUGCACAGUCUUCAUGAGAACGGGGCCCUGGUGCCUCUGGGUGACGCACUCUACAUGACAGGGGGCCGCUGGCAGGGCAUGGAGGGCGACUACUGCGUGGAGAUGGAGGCCUAUGACAGCAGUCGCAGCGCCUGGGUGCGCCAUGGAGCCCUGCCCCGCCUCUGGCUCUACCAUGAUGCUUCCACGGUCUUCCUGGAUGUCUCCAAGUGGACGCAGCCCUUCCGCCAACGCCAGGAGUCCUGA
Molecule: messenger RNA, 1743 nt
Organism: Suncus etruscus (white-toothed pygmy shrew)
Lineage: Eukaryota; Metazoa; Chordata; Mammalia; Eulipotyphla; Soricidae
Gene: KLHL30
Product: kelch like family member 30
Exons: 7
Coding region: 1-1743 (580 amino acids)
Molecular function (GO): protein binding
Source: RefSeq, a predicted model, not a curated record